AUGAAAAAAGAAUUCCAAUUGUCAAUUAGACACCCAAACCAAUCAACCAAAGCAAACAUACCCAUUUCAGAUCUCUCUCUCUCUCUCUGUGUAUGUCUUGACCCAUUAGAAGAAUACGAGUACUUUGGUGGAUUAUCUGUGAGCAAAAAACUGAUGGGUGGUUUUAGUGUUGUCCAAAAAGCAGCAGCAGGAAGUGGGAAGAGAGAGAAUGGAGAUGGAAACUCAUAUGUCCAUUCCCAACACAGACGCUCUAAGAGUGCUUCUGACAGGAAUACAACUGUUUCAAGAGGUGGAGUUUUGCAUUCCAUAAAGCAGGAGCAGAAUGAAACAUAUGUGUUACUGCAUUCAGCAUGUGCUUCCAGGGGACAUAAUCGUCUGGAUGACAAUGACAAUUAUAUUAACAAGAAUACUUCAUCAACUCACCGGGCCUCCUUGGAAAAAGAUAUUGAGCAGCUGCAAUUGCAUUUACAGCAAGAGAAAUCUAUGCGCCUAAUGCUUGACAGAGCAAUGGGCCGAGCUUCAAGUACUUUAUCUCCUGGACACAGGCAUUUUGCUGUUCAGACAAAGGAAUUGAUUUCUGAAAUUGAAUUACUUGAAGAAGAGGUUGCAAACCGAGAGCAGCAUGUUCUCUCUCUCUAUAGGAGUGUCUUCGACAAGUGUGUUAGUCAGCCACCUUCAGGGCAAAACUCAGGCAUGACUUCUCCAGCCCAUACAAAGCAAGGGUCCAGGAAACAUCCAAGUAUCAUUUCAAGUGCAUUUUGUUCCUCAAAAAAGUUUCCAUUGCACCCUCUGCAAGCUUUAGUUUCUAUAGAUGACCCAUGGAAAAGAUUCUCCAAGACUAAUCAUACACCACUGCCCAGUAGCAAAGGCAACAACAUUGAUUUUGAAAAGGCUUGUUUCGACCCAGCUAAGGUAAGGGAAAAGGUUCCAGCAAUGGAGAAAACAUCAGUGCUGCAAACUCUAAAAGAUCAUCUCUACCAGUGCCCAAGCAAGUUAUCUGAGGAGAUGGUCAAGUGCAUGGCUGCUAUAUAUUGCUGGCUUCGUAGUGCAGCAUCUGUAAAUACUGAAAAGAACAGAUCACCUUUGAUGUCAAGGUCGUCCACGAAGGUCAUACAGCCUCAAUGUGGUAUUGGAGAGGACCGGCAUUGUUCUUGCAAAUCAAUGAUUGAAAUAUCUUGGAUAUCAACCGAUAAAAGCCAGUUUUCUCGUGCUUCUUAUGUCAUCAACAACUACAGAGUUUUAGUUGAACAACUGGAAAGGGUGAAUGUCAGUCAGAUGGAAAAUAAUGCCCAAACUGCAUUUUGGAUCAAUGUGUACAAUGCUCUUGUAAUGCAUGCAUAUUUAGCAUAUGGAAUCCCCCACAACUCUUUGAGAAGGUUAGCAUUGUUUCACAAGGCUGCAUACAACAUUGGUGGCCAUAUCAUAAGUGCAAAUGCUAUAGAGCAUUCAAUAUUUUGCUUCCGAACACCCCGAAUUGGACGGUGGCUAGAAACCAUCCUUUCCACUGCCUUGAGAAAGAAAUCCGGUGAAGAAAGACAACUCUGUUCGAAAUUGGGUCUUCCAAGUUCCCAACCCCUUGUCUGCUUUGCUCUUUGUACUGGAGCUUUUUCUGAUCCUGUGCUAAAAUUCUACACAGCAUCAAAUGUUAGAGAGGAAUUGGAAGUGGCGAAAAGAGAGUUUCUUCAAGCAAAUGUGGUGGUGAAGAAGUCAAGGAAAGUGUUUCUACCAAAGGUGCUGGAGAGAUAUGCGAGGGAGGCAUCUGUAAGCUCAGAUCAUCUUCUAACAUGGCUCUCUGAAAAUGUUGAUAAGAAGCUACAUGAUUCUAUACAGAAAUGCAGCGACCGUAAAUCCGGCAAGAGGGCAUCUCAGAUCAUAGAGUGGCUGCCUUACAGUUCAAGGUUCCGCUACGUGUUCUCGAAGGAUCUAACAGAGAAGCCAUGGUGGUUGUGAGGGAGGGUCUUCCCAAAUUUAUGCACUGUAAUCUAACCUAAUGUCAAAUAUUGGUUACCCCUCUGCUGAUUUCUAGUCUGAUGAGCUUAACAUUGUAAUUGCAUGUAAGAUAUAGCAUCAACUGUAGCUGUUGCGUGACUCAGUUUGACUUCUUAAUGUAAGAAGACUUUAAUGUAAUAUCAUUUGUUUUUUUGAUUUUUUUUUGUUUU
Alnus glutinosa is the source of this 2159-nucleotide messenger RNA. RefSeq lists its product as uncharacterized. The record is from RefSeq and is a predicted model, not a curated record. The coding region runs from base 1 to 1950 and encodes 649 amino acids. The transcript has 11 exons. NCBI's taxonomy places the organism in Eukaryota, Viridiplantae, Streptophyta, Magnoliopsida, Fagales, Betulaceae.